Molecule: messenger RNA, 2045 nt
Organism: Priapulus caudatus
Lineage: Eukaryota; Metazoa; Priapulida; Priapulimorpha; Priapulimorphida; Priapulidae
Product: probable serine/threonine-protein kinase DDB_G0284251
Exons: 13
Coding region: 30-2045 (671 amino acids)
Biological process (GO): protein phosphorylation; intracellular signal transduction
Cellular component (GO): cytoplasm
Molecular function (GO): protein serine/threonine kinase activity; ATP binding
Source: RefSeq, a predicted model, not a curated record
UCAUCCAGCUCUCGGAGCCCGUCCUGCCCAUGCGUCGCUUGGGAGACGGUUGGUCUCCCACAAAGAGGAAGCACUCUGUGUUAGAGCAGAUGGGUUACACUCUGGGUAAGGAGAUCGGGGAGAGCACCUACUCAAAGAUCAGAGAGGCACACAGCGCCAAAUUGAACAAGAAGGUUGCCGUGAAAAUCAUCUGCAAGAAGAAGCUCCCGGCGGAAUAUGUCGAGAAAUUCCUGCCAAGAGAGAUAGCAAUAAUGCAGCAUCUUCGACAUCCCAGAGUGAUCGAUCUUCACGAAGCCAUCGAAACCAAAGGCGCCCUCUAUCUGGUGAUGGAACAUCUACCCAAUGGCGACCUGCUUUCGUACAUAAAUGAGUGCGGUCCUCUACCGGAAGAAGAUUGUCUACUCUUGUUCCGGCAACUACUGGAGGUCGUCGGCUAUUGUCACCGCCAGGGUGUCUUCCAUCGAGAUAUUAAACUAGAGAAUAUUCUACUCGGUGAAAACAACACUAUGAAGCUGUGCGAUUUCGGCUUGGCUGUCAUACCGGAAGUCGGACGCAUGCUGCAGACUACAUGCGGCUCGUACGUCUACGCCGCCCCCGAGAUUCUAGAGGGCGCCACCUACGAUGGAGAAAAAGCGGACGUGUGGAGCAUGGGUGUCUGUCUGUACGGAAUGUUAUGCGGAAAGUUGCCAUUCCACGAAGAAUCUACCGACGUUCUAAUGAAUUCACUGCAGGAGAAGAUCAAGUUCACCACCAAAGUUUCGAAAAGUUGCCAUAAUUAUAACCUGUAUCGAGAUAGUGGCAGCACCUGCGUCUGCUGUGAAGCACUACACAUGCUUCAGCAUCAAAUGGUUGAUAAGGAUUUUUGUCAGUUGAGGCAGGAUGGUCUGCUGCGAGCAAAUGGCGAACGUCUGGCGGAAAAGACGCCAGUGCACACCACACUGGAAGAAUCCUGGAACGCACCAGCGGCAAAUGCUGGGCAGAGCGGGCUAGAGCUGAGCGCAGGGGCAGGCUGUGGGCUAGAGCAGAGCACGGGCAGAGCUGGCUGGGAGCCAGAGUCGCAGCGGCAGGAGCUGGGUAGAAGGCAGAGCCAGGCGGCAAGUGUCUGUAGUCGACCUUCUCUCGUGCUACGGCACGGUGACGACCAGGAGAGAGAGGUGGAGCACGGCUUCACCUGCGAACAACACUCCAGAGAGGAGAAAACUCCGCAGAGAGUCACGAAGCUUCUCACCUCCGUCGCAAAAUGUCACAGCACGGGCAAAAGUAAAGCGAGCGUCAUGCAUCUUAAAGGACCGAAAGCAGUGACGUCAAAGUCCAGUCUGUACGGCAUCACGGGACCUGCCUUGCAUCGCAUUACGUCACAUCAGCAACUGACCGAACACGGCGGCCAGCAGGGAAGGCGACAGUCCAUGUGGGGACAGGUGGCGCCCCCACACGUGCAGCAGCGACGUAAGUCGGCGUGGGGUCCGUCGCAGUCGACGACGAUGCUUCCUCAGGCUAACAUCAUGGCUUCCCUGCACAACAUGCACGAGAAACAGGUCGACCGAGAAAUGAGGACUCUCCAAUACAGCGCCGCCGGGAAGUCGCGCCGCCGCCGCUACGCACACAGCGGAGGGAGACUCUCCUGCUGCAACGCAACGAAGAUGCUGCUAAGAGAGACGGAGAUGAAGGCGCACCCUGAGACGGAAUCCCGCAGCGGCGCGCCACGCUCGCCAGGUGGACGAAACAAGUGCCGUUCUGACGACGCGGAUCAGGAUGAAGCGACGAUGACUGGCAGGACGAUCGCGGAGAGAUUUAGGGAACCCAGCUCGCCCUGCUCUGGCUCCAGCCCAGCUCUGCCCCUGCUCUGCUCUAGCCCAGCUCUGCCCCUGGCUCAGGCUCUAGCCCAGCUCUGCCCAGCAUUUGCCGCUGGUGCCUACGCGUCACACCCAGUACCACUUUGCGCUGGCUACGCUUGCCAGCUCUGGGUGCGACAGCGGCGGCGGUCCGAUGUCGACGGUGAUGUUUGUGUACAGCGGUUGCUCGGCGCGACCGCGACGACGCUGUAG